Molecule: messenger RNA, 2453 nt
Organism: Cyclopterus lumpus (lumpfish)
Lineage: Eukaryota; Metazoa; Chordata; Actinopteri; Perciformes; Cyclopteridae
Product: nuclear factor 7, brain
Exons: 7
Coding region: 556-1962 (468 amino acids)
Molecular function (GO): protein binding
Source: RefSeq, a predicted model, not a curated record
UUUAUCAUUUAAAGUAAACAUAUAUUUGUAUAGCUUUUUGUAUGUCUUUACAAGUGAGUCACAUCUAGGUUUUACAGCAAUAGUUUCUCAACAUACAUUCAUAGAGUUUUCACUUAUGAAUGUAUUAUGUAAAUCUGGAAAUAUUUGUUGUAUUGCUAUAACAGUCAGUAAAAUAGUAUAAUUUGUUCCAACGACACAUUUAUAGAUCAGUACAAAAUAUUUCAAUGAUAAAAUAAGCAAUAUAAGCAACUUACAGGGGCCAUUUUACUUCUGAUACAUAAGUAAAGUUUGCUCAUAUUACUUCCAGUUUCAAUAUAGAGUAUUUUUAUAUAAAAGCAUUUUCAGCAUUUAAUUUGUUCAUAUAUGCUCUGCUUCACAGCUGUGAGGACGUCACCAUCGAGAUGAAGAGUAUCCUAAAGUCUUCGAAAAGUAGGUUUCUUCUUCAUUCAAUCACUGCCAAUGAUGCAUUUUCUUCUCCAAUUCAUGUUCAAUGACUUCCACCCUCUCCCUGAUAAGGUGGCGCCCUGGAGCUUUCCUCCAAUCUGAUGCUCAUACAUGUUUACAGUGAAUCGUUCAGGGUUUAAAGACGUUGUGUCUGCAGGAGUGGACGUGCUGAAGCUGGGUGACAGCAGCAGCACCCAGAGCAGCUCCAUCGGGGCCGUGCGCUGGACGCUGCCCGAGGAGGACGUCCAGAUUCACAGCUCGGCCCCUGGCAGAGCCAUCAAACACUCACAGCAACAUCCUCGCCAGAACCUCCUGAAGGAUCUACGCAGCCUGCAGGAGUGUGUGCAGUUCAUCCAUCACUGGAAGGAGCAAGUGGACCAAGUCUGCAAGGGCAGCAGCGACGCGGACGAGGGCCCCAGUGACAAAGAAUCCCAGAGUUCGGACAGCCGCACCGAGCGCAGUCUGGAGGAGAGCAGGAAGCUGAUCCUGGAGUGGGCUGACGAGCUCCACCACGUCGACGAGCUCCUGAAGGAGACGCCCUGCGCAUCAGAGAGUGAGGACAAUAAAGAAGGGGAUGCCAACGAGAAGGCCCACCUGAGGAUCAUGGAGUGGGCAAAGGAGCUACAAAAGGCGACUGAGAGUUGUGGCAUUCAGAGCGACGAGGUGGGCAAAGUGCUGCGUCAGCUCGGCCUGAAGAAGAAGCGUCUGGUUAACCUGCUGCCUCUGCUGGAGUUCAUCACCUGGUCUCUGCUCAAAGAAGACCGCACGAGAAUUAUUCCACAGUUGUGGUUACUGGCAAAGCAGAGGACCUGGACAGCAGGAAUUCCAAUAUACAUCCCCAACUCAGUUUGGAGUUGGAUUUGCAGUGCAGCAGGUAAGAUCAGUCUACAAUUGUAUCUUCAUCUUAUCUCACAGAGGAAAAAGCAAACGUAUCGAUCACAGGACGACGCGCUCAUUCGGGCCCUUUUCUUUUUCCUAACAGCGGACGUGAUUCUGGACCCCAUGACCAACCACCCCUGGCUGCAGCUGUCCGAUGACCAGCGGCGUGUCCAGGAGGGCCUCUCGGAAACCGACCUGCCGUCUAGCUCGCAGCGCUUCGACGGCUGGCCCUGCGUGCUGGGCUGGGAGGGCUACAGCAGCGGCCGCCACUACUGGGAGGUGGACAUAGCCAAAAACGGCUACUGGCGCAUGGGCGUGACCACUGCCGGAUCCAAGCGCCACGGCCGGUUCCCCAUGACCCCAAAGCAGAGCUACUGGGUCUUGUGGCGCAGCCCAAACCAUUUCUACGCCUGCACCAAGCCGGAGACCGCACUGCCCGCCGGCCUCAUGCCUCAACGUAUGGGGGUCUACUUGGACUACGAGGAGGGCCAGAUCUCCUUCUACAACGCAGAAACGAAGUCCCACAUCUACACCUUCACUGGGACCUUCACAGGGAAGCUGUACCCUAUUUUCGCCCCGCUGGAUGGUCGCACGUGCAUGACCAUCCAGCAAAUAAAUAUGGAAAUAUCUGAGCUUUAAACAACUCUUAUCGGACGCUUGGGAGAAUUCACUUGGACUUGAACACAAAUUGUGUUGAAAACUUACAGAAAACAACAUCUACACAAAGAUGAAGGUUUUCUUUGAAAGUGGUGUCAUCUAUUAGAUUGACGAUUCACUCAAAAGCACACAAAUAUUUGGAAUUUCACAUGAAUGUUCCUUAAUGUUGCUUUAAAUGUGUCUUUCAAUUUCUGCCUUUAAGCUGAAUUUAAAAUCGAUAGUUGUCAGUUAAAAUCUGACUUUGAACCACGGUGGACUCAUUAACAAAGACUAAACUCUAUCAAAGUGCUGAUGAUAUUGUUAUUAGAUGUAUCUGAUCAUAACAAGUUUGAAAAAUAUUCUAAAAAUCUGCAAUGGUGAAAGAGAAUUGUUAUCAGACCACGAGAAACAAAAACCUUGAGGAAAUAAAUGUAUUUAUUUUUGUACAACGUUCAUAAGCACAUUCUUCAUCCAGAUACAUGCAUGCACUUUCA